Molecule: messenger RNA, 1084 nt
Organism: Suillus subaureus
Lineage: Eukaryota; Fungi; Basidiomycota; Agaricomycetes; Boletales; Suillaceae
Exons: 7
Coding region: 390-962 (190 amino acids)
Source: RefSeq, a predicted model, not a curated record
GUGUUCUGGACAACCAAAGACAAAACACUCGUGACCGUAUUGGACUUCGAGGAUCACGAUGACAACUUCUGGGGCCAAAAGACAAUCCACGAGUUCGACGCGUUAACGCUUAAGACUAUCGGAGCUCCCUUCAAGUCAACCCGCGUCAUCACUAGUCUAGCACUUUCAUUCGAUUGUGCUCUUCUCGCUAGCGCUUCCCAUUGGGACAACACCAUCAAACUCUGGGCCUUCGAGUCUCGCCAACUCCUCGCCUCGUUUGACAUUCAGGAUCCCAGGUACCUUCUCUUCUCACCCGACUCACCCCCGGAGCUGGCUUACUCGACUGGCAGCGAGAUCCGCAUAUGCCACAUUCUGCCUAACGGUCAUUGAUAGUGUCUGGCCUAACACAAAUGCAGCUAAAAAUCCUCGCCUCGCUGAUUUACUCAAUUCCGAUGCAACACCUCGUGCCGCGCGUGCGGGUCACCUCCCCUGUCAUACGCUCACAGCGGCACGCCUUCCUCCGUCGUCUCCGCAAACUCAUUCCCUCCUCUUCUCCCACAAAUGUAGCUCAUUCUGUACGGAAUGAUCGUCAUCGUGAUCCCCUGGAUUUCCCUGCUACAUCUCCAUUCCCCCGCAACUACUCACACUUGGCGCAGGAAACUCAUUCACGUAUGAAUCCCUACGAGAGCUCUCGGUCCCAACCAGCACCAUCACCCAUCACACAGUCCCGCCUUCACCACCUAUUAAACUGGUGGCCCGUUCGUACAGGCCCUGCACCCCCGCCUAUCGUCGAUGUUCCUCAUGCCCCGGGUAAACUGCGCAUCGCUACAGCUGGUGCUCCCACGCAUGACGACGACGACUUGAUUCGUGAUGAAGAUUAUGUUUCCCCGUGUCCUUCGCCGAACCCUAAUUCACAGCCAUCGCCCGCAGUGCUCACCAACACCGGAUCACAUGGAAGCGGCCGCUUCUGCGGCUGCUUCUAGAUCGUUGCAUGAUAUUGACUUCUCAAUAUGUGGCCACCAGUAUAGCCCUUGAAUUACUUCUCCUUGUAUCAAUGUCAUGUAAGAUAACUAUAGACAUCACAUAUUGUCAAAGACCUGUGCGG